AUGUCGAACGAGGCGCCAAGAAAAUUUCACAUAUUGCCGAAAAUUAUUAAUGGCGGAAUUGCCGGUAUUGUUGGAGUAACUUGUGUAUUCCCACUCGACUUGAUAAAGACUCGUUUGCAAAACCAGCAAAUCGGACCAGACGGCGAGCUGAUGUAUAAGAACAUAAUUGACGCUUUUCGUAAGACAUUUAGAGCAGAGGGGUUUUCCGGUAUGUAUCGUGGCUCGGCCGUGAACAUUAUUUUAGUUACACCGGAGAAAGCGAUAAAACUUGCCGGAAAUGAUUACUUUCGCUUUCAUUUAACUAACGCUGACGGUAGAUUGCCGCUUAUUAAUCAAAUGUUCGCAGGAGCAUUUGCUGGAGCUUUUCAAAUUAUUGUUACUACUCCCAUGGAAUUAAUAAAGAUUCAAAUGCAAGAUGCGGGACGGAUCGCGGCUCAAAGUAGAGCAAAAGGUCAAUCGGUUGAAUUACCCUCGACUUUAAGAAUCACUCAGAAGUUAUUACACGAAAGAGGUAUACUCGGCUUGUAUCGAGGCAUAAAAGCGACAGCUUUGCGAGACGUCACAUUCUCGGGGAUUUAUUUUCCUCUCUUCGCUGCGUUGAAUGAUUUAGGUCCCAGGCGCGAUGAUGGUUCUGGUGGAACGGUAUUCUGGUGUUCGUUUCUAGCGGGCUUGGCUGCUGGUUCGGCGGCUGCGUUCAUUGUUACGCCUCUGGAUGUGAUAAAAACCCGUUUGCAGCUUAUCAAAAAAGGCAUGGACGAGAAGGAAUUCUCGGGGAUAAUGGAUUGCGUGGUUAAAACUUUCGAAACAGAGGGUGUGACAGCUUUCUUUAAAGGCGGCUUGUGCCGUGUAAUGGUGAUUGCACCACUUUUCGCUAUAGCACAGAUGGUUUACUUUCUGGGUAUAGGGGAACGUAUUUGCGGCAUUGAGCAUUGAGCAAAGAAUGCCGAUCACCAUAAUCUUUGCCGCAGCGAUUAUACUGAACCGUCUGAAGGCAUUCUCUACUAAACCUCUAGUUG
Molecule: messenger RNA, 1016 nt
Organism: Glossina fuscipes
Lineage: Eukaryota; Metazoa; Arthropoda; Insecta; Diptera; Glossinidae
Product: mitochondrial glutamate carrier 1-like
Exons: 1
Coding region: 1-933 (310 amino acids)
Biological process (GO): aspartate transmembrane transport; malate-aspartate shuttle; L-glutamate transmembrane transport
Molecular function (GO): L-glutamate transmembrane transporter activity; L-aspartate transmembrane transporter activity
Source: RefSeq, a predicted model, not a curated record